Molecule: messenger RNA, 745 nt
Organism: Phascolarctos cinereus (koala)
Lineage: Eukaryota; Metazoa; Chordata; Mammalia; Diprotodontia; Phascolarctidae
Source: RefSeq, a predicted model, not a curated record
CUGGAAGAAAGAAUGGCAGAAAUAGCAGAGGAAUCAAAAGUGGCAAAGCAUUUCUAUAACACUGGUUGAGAAAGUUCAGAUGAUUGCUGUAAUCCUAGGAUCACUGUUCUUAAUAGCAAGUGUGACUUGGCUUCUGUGGUCAGCCUUCAGCCCCUAUGCGGUAUGGCAAAGGAAGGACAUCCUCUUUCAAAUCUGCUAUGGGAUGUAUGGUUUUAUGGAUCUAGUGUGCAUAGGUCUCAUUGUGCAUGAAGGGGCAGCAGUUUACAGAGUGUUUAAACGCUGGAGGGCAGUUAAUUUGCACUGGGAUGUAUUAAAUUACGACAAAGCCACAGAUAUAGAAGAAAGUAGCCGAGGAGAGUCUUCAGCGACUAGGACAUUAUGGUUGCCACUGACAGCUUUGCGAAAUAGAAACUUAGUUCAUCCAACACAAUUAACCUCACCGAGAUUUCAGUGUGGCUAUGUACUGUUACACCUGUUCAAUCGAAUGAGGCCCCAUGAAGACUUGUCAGAAGAUAACAGCUCAGGGGAGGUUGUGAUGAGAGUGACUUCAGUGUAACGAAAAUGUAAGGAUAAUGCACUGUGGACCAUUGAAACAGCAUUUUGGAAUGUAGUUGCAAUGAAUGGUGAAACCAUAGCACUUCUAAAAACAUAAAUGAACUUUUAAAAAUUUAUGCUUUUUAUAUGAACAAUGGAAUUGCAAAUACAUUUUCUGAAAAAAAAAACAGUCCCUUUGCUCUUUGUUUUC